Rhizophagus irregularis DAOM 181602=DAOM 197198 is the source of this 921-nucleotide messenger RNA. RefSeq lists its product as uncharacterized. Lineage: Eukaryota; Fungi; Glomeromycota; Glomeromycetes; Glomerales; Glomeraceae. The record is from RefSeq and is a predicted model, not a curated record.
AAUUUACCUAGUGCCAAUGAAAUAUACUCUUUCUCAGGAUUUGGAGUAACAUUCAUAUUAUAAACUAUUUCACGAAUAGGAUUCUUUGUACGUUUGGCAACAAUUGAGGCAGGAACACGCCAUUCCUUCAUACGAGACAAUUUAUUGUUUACAUUAUUAUGAGAAAAAUUUUGCACGGUAGACAUAGUUAUGAAAAAAAAAUUCUUGAUUUGUGUCACUAUCGCAGUCUUCCUUUUUAUCUACAUGGAGCUUUUUUUUGCCGUUACACUAGAUCUUUGAUCUAAAAAAAUUCACUUUUCCCAGAAAAAAAAAAAAAUAAAUAAAUAAAAAUUAAAAAACUAAAAUUAAAGAAAUAAAAUUAACUUCUAAAAAAAACGAAACGUUAACACAAUGUCAAGUCUUUUACCAAAACCAAAUUCAAAUUUGGAAUUUGACGAAGCAACACAAAAAGAAUUAGGAAAGUUUUUGGAAAGUGAAAAUGCACGCAUGAGAUUACAACAAUCAAUUCAUACAUUCACGGACUUAUGUUGGGAUAAAUGCAUUAAUAAGAUUAGUAAUAAAAUUGAUCGUGGCGAGGAAACUUGUUUAACUAAUUGUGUUGAAAGAUUUUUAGAUACUAGUUUGUUUAUUGUUAAACGUUUAGAAGAAACUAGAAAAAAUUUAAGUUGAUAGAAGAUACUACAUAUAGAAAUAAAUAUGUUAUUGAAGGUUGGGUAAUGGAGUUGCAAUUUUAAAGAAAUAAAUUUAUCACUUGUAGUUUUCUCCCAAAGAAUACUGUUAACGAGAUUAGCCUGGUAUUUUUUAGUAAAAACUAAAAUGGUUGAUAUAACUUAUGUCUCGUAUUUGUUCGCUUGCCAAUAUUUAUUUAGCUUUAGAAUAAAUUUCACAUUUUUGAGUUGAAAUCCACUCUUGAAAACGUAG